This is a messenger RNA of Arabidopsis arenosa, 2458 nucleotides long. The record is from the annotation of a GenBank genome assembly. Lineage: Eukaryota; Viridiplantae; Streptophyta; Magnoliopsida; Brassicales; Brassicaceae.
AAAUGGCAGCUUAUGUCAAUCUCCUUCUUUCAGUUCAUGAACUUCAUCUCCAAUGGAAACCCAUUACUUUCUCCUCUUUCUCUCUCUCAUUCUCUUGUUUUUGCCCAAACCCGGAUCCGGAUUUGGAUCCUCUGGCCCAAUCGCGGCGUCUUUCGGCGGCUCUGCUUUCUUCUGCGCCAUUGAUGCUAGUGGUCGUCAAGAUGUUAUCUGCUGGGGAAAAAACUAUUCAUCUCCAUCUUCUCCGUCUUCCUCUUCUUCAUCGUCUCUUGCUUCUUCCACUUCCGGAAGCUACAACAUUCCGUCGAUGGCGGUUCUUUCAGGUGGAGACGGGUUUCUCUGCGGCAUUUUGUCGAACACUUCUCAAGCAUUCUGUUUUAGUUCACUUGGGUCUUCUUCAGGUAUGGAUCUUGUCCCUCUAGCUUACAGGACUACUGCUUACUCUCAGAUUGCUGCUGGACAAAGCCAUGUCUGUGCUGUUAGAGGAGUUUACUAUUCGGAUCACGAUUCUGGGACUGUUGAUUGUUGGGAGAUAGCAAGAGCUACGAAUAACAACAGCUUAAUCGCGAAAGAGAAUCCAAACUUCUAUGAUCAGAUUGUUAGUAAUCUCGUCUUCAACAAUAUCGUUUCUGGUGAUGGGUUUAGCUGUGGUGGAAUCAGAGAUGGUGGAUUGCUCUGUUUUGGUCCCAAUUCUUCUAAUUUAGGGUUUAACACAACUUCUGAUAACUUCCAAGUCUUAGCCGCCGGAAAAAACUCCGUUUGUGCGAUUCUAAACUCAUCCCGGGAGGUUAAGUGUUGGGGAGAAGUUGAAUCUUUUGUUGAUUCUCCGAUGAAUGGUUCUCGAUUCGUCUCGCUAACCGCGGGUCCUCGCCAUUUCUGCGGAAUUCGGGAGGAUAAUCAUGAGGUUGAAUGUUGGGGAAAGUCUAAUUUCUCUUUGAUUCCAAAAGGUUCUGGAUUUAAGGCAAUUGCUUCCUCUGAUUUCAUUAUUUGUGGUAUUAGAGAAGAGGAUCUUGUUCUUGAUUGCUGGAUGGUUAACGGUUCGUCCACAUUAGCUUACGAUCCUCCGUUAGAGCUCUGCAGUCCAGGGAUGUGUAGAGCUGGUCCUUGUAAUGAAAAAGAGUUUGCUUUCAACGCAAGUAUCCUCAAUGAACCUGACCUAACGAGUUUGUGUGUAAGGAAAGAGUUAAUGGUCUGUUCACCUUGCGGCUCGGAUUGCUCUCACGGAUUCUUCUUGUCAAGUUCGUGCACCGAGAACUCUGAUCGGAUAUGUACGCCUUGCUCGCUCUGUCAAAACAGUUCUUGUUCAGACAUAUGUAAGCUUCAUAACAGCAAUUUUCCAGAUAAGCAUUGGCAUCAACUACAGAGACUUGUUCUCAUAAUCGGAUCUUGCGCAUCCGCUCUAUUAAUCAUCAUAAUUGGUUGCUGUGUCGUGCCAAGGAUUUUCACUAGUCCUAAUAAAGAAGACGGUGCAGCGAAUCAAUUCAAAUCUUGCAUAGGAAAGCCCGAUUUAGACACUGAGCCACUUGAAAAUGUCUCCCCUGCUCCAUCGGUAACGCCUUUUGCUCAAGUGUUUAGACUCUCUGAGCUUAAAGACGCGACCAACGGGUUUAAAGAGUUCAACGAGUUAGGCAGAGGAAGCUAUGGGUUUGUCUACAAAGCCGUGUUGGCAGACGGGAGGCAAGUAGCGGUUAAGAGAGCAAACGCAGCAACCAUAAUCCACACAAACACUAGAGAAUUCGAGACAGAAUUGGAGAUUCUCUGCAACAUUAGGCAUUGCAACAUUGUGAAUCUCCUCGGUUACUCGACAGAAAUGGGAGAGAGGCUUCUUGUUUACGAGUACAUGCCUCACGGUACGCUUCACGAUCAUCUGCACGGCGGGUUUUCGCCGUUGAGCUGGAGCUUAAGGAUCAAAAUCGCUAUGCAAACCGCAAAGGGUCUUGAGUAUCUACACAAUGAAGCUGAGCCUAGAAUCGUUCAUGGCGAUGUGAAGUCUUCGAAUGUACUAUUGGACUCGGAAUGGGUGGCGAGAGUUGCGGAUUUCGGGCUCGUGACAUCGUCAAACGAGAAGAAGUUGGACAUCAAAAGAGAUGUUUAUGACUUUGGAGUUGUGUUGUUAGAGAUUUUAACCGGAAGGAAACGUUAUGAUAGGGACUGUGAUCCGCCGGAGAUUGCUGAAUGGGCAGUUCCGGUGAUCAGAGAAGGCAGAGCGGCGGCGAUUGUGGAUAAGUAUAUUGCGUUGCCGAGAAACGUGGAGCCGUUGUUGAAACUUGCUGACGUAGCGGAGUUGUGUGUACGGGAGGAUCCGAAUCAACGACCAACGAUGUCGGAACUUGCGAAUUGGUUGGAACAGGUCGCAAGAGAUGCAUUGAUCUUCUAGCUUUUUCUAAUUUUCUUAAUGAGUGUUAUUAUUCUUUUAUUUAUGAAUUCUGGUGAAAUUGUACAAUCAAAGAUACAUUGAAGA